CCGGAGCCGAGCAGCCCGCGCUGCGCGGCGGAGUGGCGAAGCUGAGCUGCUGCAGGUGGGGCUCGGUAAGGGUACGCGCCGGACGGAUCGGCCGUGUCUCCGCAGGUAAUCCCGCCACACCUGCUAAUGUCACUGCAGCUUCCACUGUAAGCCAUACUCCUGGAGCUCCUGCACCCCAGCACCAUGUGUCACCUCACGCCGCUCCUGCUAGCUCUCUCCCUCACACUCUCCUCCAGCCCCACAGUUGUGAAUGGUGAGCCUCCUGGAAUCUUUGGUGAUGAUUCUGCGGACUACGGACCUGUGUUUCAGGAGCAGCCAGUUGACACCAUCUACCCCGAGGAGUCACCGGAGGACAAGAUAAUCAUGAGCUGCCGAGCACAAGCCAGCCCACCUGCCACAUACAAGUGGAGGCUGAAUAAGUGGGAGAUUGAGAUCCAGGAAGGAAGUGAUGACCACUACAGUCUACAGUUGGGGGGCAAUCUGGUCAUCAGCAACCCAGACAAAAGCAAGCAUGCUGGGAAUUAUUCCUGCCUAGCAACCAAUGAGUUCGGCACAGUCAUCAGCAGAGAGGCGUCCGUCCAGUUUGGAUAUUUGGACAUGUUCUCCACAGAAGAGCGGGAGGCUGUGUAUGUGAAAGAGGGUCAGGGGGUGGUGCUGCUAUGUGCCCCUCCUCCACACUUCCCAGAUGAUCUUUCCUUUCGCUGGAUGCUGAACGAGUUCCCCAUCUUCAUCCCUCUGGAUAAGCGCCGCUUCGUCUCUCAGACUACGGGGAAUCUGUACAUCUCUAAAGUGGAGGGAUCUGACAGUGGGAACUAUUCCUGCUUCGUCACCAGCUCCUCUAUUUCUAAGAGUGUCUUCAGCAAGUUCAUCCCACUGGUUCCACUGGUUGAGCGUCCCAUUCGGAAGUACCCAGCUGAUAUCAGAGUGAAGUUCCCAGACACAUACGCGCUGGUCGGCCAGAACAUCACCCUGGAGUGUUUUGCUUUGGGAAAUCCUAUUCCUCAGAUCAGAUGGAGGAAAGUGGAUGGAGCACUGCCAGUCCACCAUGACAUAAGCAUGGCGGGAGGGCUGCUUCAUCUCUUUAACGUGCAGUAUGAGGAUGAGGGCGUGUACGAGUGUGAGGCGCUCAACUCCAAGGGAAAAGACUGGCAUAAAGCACAUCUCUAUGUAGAAGCUUCUCCAGAGUGGGUGGAGCACAUCAGCAGCAGUGAGAGGGACAUUGGCAGCGACUACACCAUGUCCUGCCUAGCCAGCGGAAAACCUAAGCCACAUGUGCGCUUCCUGAAGAACGGACAAAUGUACGGCAUGCACGAGCUAAGUUUCACAGAUCUGACAUCUGAUGACUCUGGGAUGUACCAGUGCAUCGCUGAGAAUCGACACGGAGUUAUCUAUGCCAACGCUGAACUCCGAGUGUUUGUGGGCGCUCCCUCGUUUGAGUUGAACCCAGUGAAGCAGAGGCAGCUGGGAGCGAAGAAUGGACGUGUGGUGAUCGAGUGCAAACCCAGAGCAGCACCCAGACCCACCUUCACCUGGAGCAAAGGCACAGAGAUGCUCUCCAACUCCAGCAGGAUAUUCAUCUGGGAGGAUGGGAGUCUGGAGAUCCGCAAUGUUACCAAGAGUGAUGAGGGGAAAUACACCUGCUUUGCUGAGAAUGACAAAGGAAGAGCCAACAGCACCGGAUCUUUCCUAGUGACAGAUGCUACUAAGAUAACACUGGCUCCAACAAACGCUGAUGUGAGUGUGGGUGAAAAUGCCAGGAUGCAGUGUGCUGCAUCUCAUGACUCCAGCCUAGACCUCACCUUCAUCUGGUCCCUCGAUGGCAAUCCUGUUGACCUCGACAAGGACAGAGAGUAUUACCAGCAUGUGAUGGAUGGUCAGGCAGGCAUGUCGAGCUCUGAGCUGCUGAUUAAAAACACCCAGCUGAAGCUUGCAGGCCGCUACACCUGCACGGCCCAGACACCUGUGGACAACGUUACUGCCUCCGCUGAACUGGUGGUGAGAGGUCCUCCUGGACCUCCUGGAGGUUUGCUGGUGAAGGACAUCGGGCCAAAGUCUGUGAGGCUUGUCUGGAGUCAGGGUUCGGACAACCUCAGCCCCAUCUCCAGAUACACCAUCCAGUACAGAGAGGUCAGAACACCAGAAGAAGAUUGGAAACUCGCAACUACCUCUCCUCCUAAUGUAGAAGGCAAUGCAGAAGCAGCCACAGUUGAUGGUUUGAUUCCGUGGACAGAAUAUGAGUUUCGAGUCACUGCUACAAACACUCUGGGUACAGGAGAGCACAGCAACCCCUCCCCUAAAAUUCAAACACUGGACGCAGUUCCUGUGGUGGCACCUUCAGAUGUAGGCGGAGGUGGGGGAAUGAGUAGAGAGCUCACCAUCACAUGGACGCCUGUGCAGCCUCAGUACUACUACGGCAGUAACUUUGGUUACAUCAUUGCUUUUAAGCCUGAGGGUGGCUUUGAGUGGCGUAAAGUGACGGUUGCCGACCCUCAAGCCAGACGCUAUGUCCACAAAGACUCCUCCAUUCUCCCUGCCACAAAGUUUGAGGUGAAAGUAAAGGCCUUCAACAGUAAAGGAGAGGGACCCUACAGCCUCACUGCUGUCAUUUACUCUGCUCAGGAUGUGCCCUCAGAGGCCCCCACCAUUGUAGAGGCCAGGACUCUCUCAGCGACCGAGGCUGUCAUAUGGUGGAUACCAGUUCCACAGCAGACUGUCGAGGGUUAUCAGGUGAGGUACUGGAGGAAGUCGAUGGAGAAUGAGGCUUUAGCGAUGCGCAUCUCCAGCAAAGAUAACCAGACACGCCUUGACAACAUGAAGCCGGAUUCUCAUUAUGUUAUUGAAGUGCGUGCUUUCAAUGGGGCAGGAUAUGGACCAGCCAGCCAACGGUACGAGAUCCACACGAAGAAAGCUCCUCCAAGUCGGCUUCCAAAAAUCAUCAGCAAAAAGAUGCAUUCCAGUGGGACUACAGUCAACAUUGCCUGGGAGCCAGUGAGGCCUUUAGCCAACGAGUCCUCAGUGGAGUGUUACAAGGUUCUGUACAGACAGGAUGGUCAGAACACUGGAACACUUUACACCACAACUAAACAGUCGAUAGACCUGCCCAUGCACAAGGAUGGAGAUUACCUGGUGGAGGUGAGAGCACACAGUGAGGGUGGAGAUGGAGCUGUGGCACAAGUGCGCAUCUCAGCUGGAGGUAUCAUGACAGCCCAGUCCCUCAGCCUCUGUGUCCUGCUCCUGAUCGCAGUGCUCUGUCUGGCACUCUGAAUGUAGCGCCAUCCCUCUUCAGCCUUCACUCCUACAGUGAAGAGGACUCUCGCAGGGUGACGCCUUACAUGACUCUUACUCCACAAACGCUGAAAUUCGACGAGGAAUAUUCCCAACCCGGAAUAAGCUUUGUGGAAAGAAAAGACAUUACAGAAUUCCGCAAAAGUACAAGGACACGGAGGACACUCUGUUUCCAGGAUCGACGUAACAACCAUGGAGAUUCAUUAAAAGGAGUUCUCCCUCGCUCAGUAUGCCUUACAAUAUCUCUUACCCUGAUCUUUUACUCUUGGGCUGCUUGUGGUGAAGAGUGACGUCCGCUUUGUACACAAUGUAAGACACACGUUUCCAGAAACUGCUUCAACCCGAUUUCAAUCCGGAUCUUGGUGGCUGCUCCUUCUGUGGCACCAAUCAUACAGGCUGCUGAAUUCUUUCACCAGGUGCAAGAAUUCCCUAACGCUCUCUUUUUGCAGUGCGCUCUUUUUCGUAUCCGCAAGCUACUCAUGAUGAAAGAUCACUGUAAGAGGGUCUUAUAAUUGUUUUCUAUGUAGUUUGCAAAUCAGUGGCGCUCCCUUUUUUUGGUUUAAACUAAAGCAGAACUAAAGCACACCCUUUCCUUAACGGAUACAGUCAAAGCAAACUCCUAUCCUACUACUUGGACGCGAUACAUGCUGUAAUCAAGGCGACGCAUAACAGACGAUAUAGCAAUUUAUUUCGAGCUAGUAUAUGUAUAUGCAAUAAUUUAUAAGCUAUCGAUCUCUUAAUAUAUUUCAGUAUAUUAUUUCUUUGCUCAUAUUAACAUAUCUCUAAUAGAAAGAAUAUUUUACUUAAAGCUAUUUCAAAGCCCUUACACGAGAGUAAAUGAACAGCUGGAAUGGAGAUGUGUGCAUGUCGCCUCUGGGAUCGAACCGAGGGUCGAUCGCCAGGGGUCAAAUGAAAUUGUAAAUGUAUCAUCAUUGCUGAAAUUCUGUAACGAGGAGUAAUGUUGUGUUUGUAUGUGUAAAAUGUAUGUGUAGAAAACAUAUCUAACCCAUGGUUUUAAACACGAGCACAAGGCUCGCACACUCAUACAUACUUACAUGAUGGUAUUUGUGUGUGUGUGUGUGUUUGUGUGAGUGUGUAUCCACUGUGGCAUGCUUAAGGCCAUAUUCUCAAAGUAUCUCUAGGUAGGAGUGAUGAUUCGGUUAAACAGAUCCUCGACUGUCACUUUUAGUGCGAGAGACUUUGUGAAUGCAGGCCUGAGCGAUGUUACUGCAGCGCUUUACAUCGUCAACCAACGUCUUUAGUACUCACUGUCUAACCAUCAAACCAAACCGAGGCUGAACACCACCCUGCAGCAUAAGGAAAAGCCUUUGUUUUGACUGUAUCAUCAGAAGCUCUGUGUCAGUAACAGGUGCUUUGUAAAGAAUGUUAGCAUUUCGUUUUUCUCACCCGUUUCUUUACAUCCUGUUGGUUUGGUUUUAACUGUGUCAUGUUCUAAAUAACAGUUGGACGGACUCAACAGCACUGCAGUUUCUGAUGCUAGAAAAGGAUUGAGAACUGAACCCAGUUUUCAUGACGAUCACAUCAGUGAAAUGCAAAAAAAUAAAAGAAACACAAGCAUUCCAUUUUUACGUGAAAAAAGAAAGAAAUAGGAUAAUCUACUGUUUGAUUACAAGAUGUUAUUUAAGCUUAAGUUUUUUUUUUUUAUGAUGGGUCUGUUUUUACCAGUAGGGGGAGCCAUGAAGUGAAAACAUUUAGUCAUCUGGUAAUACCCAAUGACCAAACCUUGAUUAAUUGAGGAAUUCUGAUACGUUAUAUAAUGCAGAUUUGAGAAAUGCCUUCGGAAUUAUCUGGAUGUCUGUGUGAACAGCUUUUAAGACACAAUUCAGUCAGAGAUUUUGCUGCUUAAACUACUCAAAUUGAAUUACCAACUCAAUUACCAGGCUUAUUUGUUUCGUUUGAGUUGAGUUGGAAAAUCUUACAACCUUACAGAACUAAAUUUCCAUUUUCUAAGGAUUGAUCUGUUGAUUACUUUUAUUAACAUAGAUAGCAAAACAAAGCUCUUGCUGAAACAGUUAAACAGGUCAGUGAUGGAAAAAAAAUCAAGGCCUCUGGCAGCAAAGAUGUCAAGUAUCUAUAUACACCCACCACCAUGUUUCACAGCUUGGAUAAUGUGUAGGUAUGCAGUAUUUUGUACCAGGAUAUUGAUUUGUUUCAUUUGUCCAACGAACAUUGAGUGUGUUUACAUUUACUUCAGAGUAAUCAGAUUACUGUAGAACCUCAGAGUUUCUCAGUAAUUAGAUCAAUGCGUUUACAUGAUCUUGGGUAAUCAGAGUUUACAUAAGUCAGGCAAUAAUCAGAUUUUUGCUUUGCAACAGAAUAAGAUAACAAUAACUUCAUGCUGACCAGUCUCGUACUAAAGCAGCUAGAUUUCUGGCAAACACAUUAAUUUAACUUUGUAAAGCCCUAUCUGGGCAGGAUUAGUUUCUCAGGGGGGCGUCUGUGAAAAAUAUUAUACACUUCUACUCAGUGAUAAAAUCAUCCGGACUGCAAAUGAAAAAACAGGAGGAGCUGUGAGUUUUUAGGCUGUCUCGAUCACAUGAGCUCCUCCAUUUCCACUCGCUGAUGUGUUUACGUGGAUCUCCAUGUAAACGUGUGCCCGAAGUGUAAUUACGGUGCAUAGCAGUGGACAAAUAGCUAUUUUAUUAAAUGUGAGGUGAAAAAACUCAGAGAUGUGAGUCCAGACAGGACUAAAAUUACUGAAGGACCAUGGAGUUCAGUGAAAAACAGUAGAUAAUUCUGCCUGUCAACAUGUAAAAACACGUACAUGGUCAUUCCAGACGGGAAUAAAAUCGCAGAGGACCCCCCGUAAAAGAAAAACAUUACCCCAGGACCCCCUGAGAAACUAAUCCUGUCCAGACAGGGCUUAAGACAUUUAUGUCUGAGCAUUCAUCAGUAAUAGAAUGGUGCUGAUUUACUAAGUUCUGGUGUAAAGUUUUUUUUUUAUUUUAGCUGGGCAAAUUAAACUGCCUUCAUUAUCAUUUUUCUAAUAAUUUAAAAGCCCAGAUCACCUUGCACCUAGUGGCUGACAAAAUGAUCAGUGGAUCACUGGAAAGUGUAAUAGACCACUUAAAAUCUGAACAAAUGAAUUAGAGUAGCUAUGUAUUUGUUUAAUAGGCUUGAAUUACUUUAAAACCACUUAUCCAUGAUAUCUUUCACUCAGAUUUGCAAUAAAUAAUGUAGAUUGCUGAUCCACCAGCUAGCUUUGUCAGUCAUGUGAAUUUAUGUACUAUCAUAGACCAAUCAAUGAGCUGUUUGUUGAAAUAUCUUUAUAUAUUGGAAUAAGCUUAAUAUUUUAAAAUAGAAAAACAGAACAACAUUUUUGGUACACAACCAGCCCACUGGGGGGCGUGACCCACUGGCCUAGAGGUUCAAAUAUAUUUCCAUCACUGACAUUAACUGGGUAAAACUUAUAUUGAUGUGCAUAUUGAUUUGGCAUUAAUUUCAUUUAAUGUGUAUGUUUAUUAUUGUGGAUGCUAUAUUCAUAAGAGCAGUUCAUGCAGAGAUCUACAUAAUUACAAUGGCUUUUUCUCACACUUAUACAAUGACGCCCAAAAUACUCGUCUUUUAUUUGUUAUUAUUACAUAUCAAUAAUUGCAGUUAUAACAGUUUAGUUUAUUGAAAACAAAAUGCUGCAUAUUUGAUAUUUAUAUAGUUAAAUAUUUAAGGAAAAUUUCCAUCUGAGGAUCAAAUAAGGUUUUUUUUUUUCUUUCUUUCGACUACUUAAUAUACAAUGCUACCAGUACUGGGGGGAUGAAGACUCCCAUCCAUCGGGAUUGUACUGGAGACGCCACAGCUUAGACAGCAAAACCACCUGAGAGAUCAUCAAAAUGUUAUAAGUUAACAAUAAUAUCACAAUUAGAUCCCAUGUUUUACCACAGUGUCUAUUUUUAUUUUUUAGUCACAGGGUAAUGCAAUGUCAUGUAUUUGUAUUUGUGUGUGAAACCGUGUGUUUGAUUUUGGCCUCUCAGAUGGACCGUUUCCUUAAAUAUGUGUGAAUUUUAGCCAUUGCUUCAACAUUCUGUGAGUAAUAUUUAACGAUCACCACAAAGUGCUUUCUCUUUCCCAGUUUCCUUCAGGCAAGAAAAUCAUCAAAGUGUAAACAAACAAAACAACAAAAAAAAGAUGCCAAAUGCAUGAAUGCCUUUGAAUUUUACAGUGAUUGGAGGUGAAAUGGUACACCCUGAGAUGCAUGAUCUGGAAAUGAAUGGUUCGUUCCAGUUGCAUUAGAACGCCAUAGCUACUCAUUCUGCGAUCAAGGUGACUCAUGUAACUCAGCUUCAUCUGAUCUGCCUCUGUCAGUCAAUAAAAUGUCUGUUCAGCCUGAA
Messenger RNA from Astyanax mexicanus (Mexican tetra), 7631 nucleotides. RefSeq names its product contactin 1a (gene cntn1a). Gene Ontology annotation, biological process: cell-cell adhesion; brain development. Lineage: Eukaryota; Metazoa; Chordata; Actinopteri; Characiformes; Acestrorhamphidae. The record is from RefSeq and is a predicted model, not a curated record. Gene Ontology annotation, molecular function: cell-cell adhesion mediator activity. The transcript has 24 exons. The coding region runs from base 184 to 3264 and encodes 1026 amino acids.